Polypterus senegalus (gray bichir) is the source of this 919-nucleotide messenger RNA. Its product is annotated as integrin alpha-L-like. Bases 23 to 919 code for a protein of 298 amino acids. The record is from RefSeq and is a predicted model, not a curated record. The transcript has 8 exons. NCBI's taxonomy places the organism in Eukaryota, Metazoa, Chordata, Cladistia, Polypteriformes, Polypteridae.
UCAGCCACUUCUUCUUUCCAGCAUGUCUGUGGUGGCUGUUGCCAUCCUGUUCUUCACUCACCUCCUGCAAGUAGCGCAGGUAUCUCAUGGACUUAAUAUCGAAGUGAGAGACCCCCAGAUGUUCCAGAAUGGCGCAGAACAGUUUGGAUCCAGAGUGUGGCAUUUUGACUCCAGCGAUGGGAAAUGGAUUAUUGUCAGCGAACCCCACAAGAAGCAGAGCCCCAAUGACAGAUGUGGAGGAAUCUUCAAGUGUAUAAAUGGAAGAGCAGAGUGUCAGUCCAUAAAAUUCCCAGAAUGCACCAAACACAACGUUGACCUUGUAUUUCUGGUUGAUAGCUCUGGAAGUCUUAGAAAUGCUGAUUUCAUAAACAGCAAGAGUUUCAUCAUUGACAUCAUGAAGAAUAUGAGCAGCACUUCCAUUCAGUUUGCUGCAGUGCAGUUCUCUUCGGAUGUUCGCACAGAGUUCAAUUUUUCCAGAUAUCAGGCAAUUAGAGAUCCGGAGAAACUCCUGACCAAUAUGCAGCAUAUGAUGCUGUCAACCAACACACACAAAGCCUUGAAUUACACAAUUGGAAAUCUGCUGUACAACACCCAAUAUGGAGCAAAAGAGAAAGCGACCAAAGUGCUGCUGAUCAUCACAGACGGGGACAGCACUGACUUUGACAAAGAUUACGAUUACGUGACCAAACGUCUGGACGAAAAACACGUCAUCAGAUACGCCAUUGGGGUUGGCUCUGUGAACAUCAAAAAUCUGAAGAGCCUGGCUUCUGAACCCAAAGACAGCAACACCUUCUACGUUAACGACUACAAAGGGCUCAGACGUAUCCUGGACAACAUGCAGGAUAGAAUCUACAACGUGGAAGUCAUGGAACGGAAAACAGAAAUGAGUGAAAACAGAAAGAUGGGCUCGGCAAAGUGA